This is a messenger RNA of Penicillium pulvis, 1302 nucleotides long. Its product is annotated as flavin monoamine oxidase family protein. Lineage: Eukaryota; Fungi; Ascomycota; Eurotiomycetes; Eurotiales; Aspergillaceae. Bases 1 to 1302 code for a protein of 433 amino acids. The record is from RefSeq and is a predicted model, not a curated record. Gene Ontology annotation, molecular function: oxidoreductase activity. The transcript has a single exon.
AUGGACGAACUAUUAGAUGUGGCAGUCAUUGGGGCCGGUAUGGCCGGGAUCAUUGCCGCGCGCGACCUCAGCGCGAAAGGCCACAAGGUGGUCUUGUUAGAGGCCCGUGAUAGAGUGGGAGGACGAACGUAUAUGGAUAGCGCUUGUGGCGACGUCCUCGAGUUGGGAGGGGCCUUUGUACACUGGACGCAACCCCACAUUUGGAAUGAGCUCCGGCGCCAUGGAAUUCUCGUGAACCCUCCGAUAGAGGUGUGCCGGCAUUACUGGCUUGCCGAUGGAGUCGUGCACUCUGGCAGCGCCGAAGACUUCUCUGGCAUUGUGUCUCCGCUCUUAGAAAGAAUGUUUGCAGACAGCCGGGCUCGAUUCCCGAUGCCUUUUGACCACACUGCAAUCAACAACGCUGAUAUUGAAAAGGAGACAAUUGAGGACCGCAUCAAUUCGUUGAAUCUAUCUUCAUAUGAGCGUGCUGUGUUGGAAGGGGCAUUGUCUGGCGUGGUACAUUCCUACAAAGAUCAUGGCAUUGCCCAGCUGCUCCAAUCUGCGGCCACGUAUUUUGGUAAUUUUGGAGCCUUUUUCGAGACAGCUGGUAGCUGGAGCAUUCAAGGCGGCACCAAGGGUCUUAUCGACUCUAUUCUGUCUGAGACAACCGCCAAGAUAUGCCUUUCGACUCCAGUAACCUCCAUCAUCGAUGAAGGCUCCCAAGUUACGAUUAGCACUCGAGAUGGCCAAACGAUCCGUGCUCGUUCGACAAUCGUUGCGCUCCCUCUGAACACCAUUGGUGACGUGCACAUUUCACCAAGUCUACCCCCCGUGGCACGAUCGAUGAUCGCAAAGAAGAAUCCAACCAUGGCUGGAAAGAUAUGGAUCCGGAUCCGGGGUGAGAUUGAGCCCUUUUCUAUCACUGCACCGGCCGGCAAAUCUCCGCUCAAUGCUUUGAGAACAGAGAGAUACGUCAAUGGAGAUACCCUCAUUUUUUGCAUGUGCUGCGAUGAUGCUGAAAUUCGUGCCAAAGAUUCGCAGGGAGUGCAAGAUGUACUCCGAAUGUUUAUCCCUGGAAUUGAGGUGGUCGAUAUUGCAUACCAUAGUUGGGCGACCGAUGAAUUUGCCAAAGGAGGCUGGAUGAUGAAUCGACCUGGAUUUUUCACGACUGGAGCAGUGGAUCUCAGAAAGCCACAUGGCAAUAUUCAGUUCGCAGGAGGUGAUAUUUCUGACAGUGAACCGGGCUCUAUUGAGGGUGCUAUGUCAAGCGGCGCACAGGCAGCUAGUAAUGUCUCUUUCAGGUUGGCCAAGAACAGCUUUUAG